AUGGCACCACCUCCUCCGCCGAGAGCUCCGCCGCCGCUCAGACCGAAGGUGCCCCCGCCUCCACAAGCCAAACCUGUAGCAGCUCCUAGUGAUACCAACUCCAAUGUGAUCCCAACACAACAACAGGCUCCACCUCCUCCAAGAAAUCCGCCACCUCCGAAAAAUCCGCCACCUCCGAGAAAUGCUCCCCCUCCGAGUCGUCCACCAAGUCGUCCGCCUCCGCCAGUUCCAUCUCCUCCAACAGGUCCACCUGGACCACCACAGGGCCCACCACCUUCAACAGGCCCAUCUGGACCACCGAAGGGCCCACUGCCUUCAACAGGCCCACCUGGACCACCGAAGGGUCCACCGCCUUCAACCGGUCCACGUGGACAGCCAAGCGUCCCACGUGGAGCUCCACCUGGUCCACCCAAAGACGCACCACCGCAGCCGCCGAAAAGUGCACCGCCCCCACUACCAGUUCAAACUGAACCUGAAAAAGAUGUCGCGGCUGAAGCUGCUGCCAGUCUUGCCGCCAUCCAGAAGCUUUUGCGCCGCGGACGCCUCAGUUUCACGUUGUUGGAAGCACGUGAGCUUCGACGCAAAGGCGGAUCGGUGGACGCAAAGCGAUUUAGUGCCGACGCGUUCGUGAAAAUCGCAGUAGGCACAAACCCCUUGUCCGCUCUGGAAAAGCGCAGCAAGACACUCAAGAAGAGCGGAACACCGGUGAUUUUCCACGAAGAAAUCGUAGCAUUCGACCUCACAGAUCCCGUGGCAAUUGUGACCGAUGGAGAUCUACCGAUCAAGAUCGAGAUCUUCGAUGAGAACCUGCUGUCCGAUGAAUUGCUAGGAGAAGUCAAGUUCUCGGCACUGCGCUUCUUCGACGGUCAACCACAUCGAGAAGUUUUUCCUCUGUCGUUGACGUCUGUGCCCGGUGCUUCUUGUGGUGAGAUUGAGGUCGAAAUCAAGCUGGAAGAAGCACUGGUCGGAAUGCUGUCUAUCGUAUUGAUGGAAGGUCGAAACCUUAAGAGCAUGGAGCUCAUUGGGAAGCAAGACCCGUAUUGUCAGCUCUCUAUAGGCAAGUUCACCAAGCGGGGUAAAACCAUCGAGCGUGGCGGCCGGAACCCGUACUUUGGAGAGGAGGAGCUCCUCUUCUGGUUCGGAGACGAUCUCUGGACGCAGCAAAUGGCACUGCGCGUGUUUGACGAAGAUAUCGGCAGUGACGAUCUCAUCGGUGACGCGAAGUUCUCUGUGCUGCAUUUCAUGGCACACCGCGGAGCCCAAGAGCACGCUAUACAGCUGCGUAAUAAGGGAAGUCCAGCCGGGGAAGUCUUAAUAAGGAUUGAGUUCUUCCCAGCAGGUCUACUGACAGUGACCUGUCAUGCUGCCAAGCAGCUACGCAGUGUGGACGCCAUUGGACGACAAGAUCCGUAUGUCAAACUCACGCUGGAUGGCCGAGCAACGCAAAUGGUCAGGAAGACAAAGACCGACACGGACGGUGGUAGUGAGCCUGAAUGGGAAGGCGAGGUCUUCCGCUUCGACGUAGUGGACCAGUAUAACUUGCAGGUGGAGGUCUGGGACGAAGACUCUGUCGGUGCUGACGACCUCAUUGGUGCGGCGUCGCUUUCUCUGCUGCCAAUCUUCCGCUAUGGUUAUGCUGACGACUGGCUUAAGCUCUGGGUCAAAGGCCGAUUCGGGAACAAAGAUCCUGCUGGCAUGUUGCGUCUCGAGAUGAGCUUUGAAGGGCCUGCAGGCGUGGCCUAUCCACAGCACCAGGUCGGUAUGGAUCGCUUCACUGAGAAGGAACGUCGAACCAAAGAGACAGCAGGGAUGAUCCCAUCGGCAUCGGAACCUGACGGUGGACAGGAUGCAGCGAUAGCUGCCAAGGCACAUGCUCUCACCAGACCAGCAAAGCGCGUCGUUGACAAUACCAGCGAGUUUUCGGAAGAAGAACUCUUGGGCGCAUUCCGGUUCAUGGAUAUCGAUAAGAACUCCUUCAUCGGGGCAGCGGAACUCCGUCAUCUUCUUAUCUGCAUGGGUGAACUCAUCACCGAUGCUGAAGUGGAUGAAAUGGUGCGGCUUUGCGAUACGGACGGGGACGGACAGGUGAGCUUCGACGAGUUCCGGCGAAUGGCGAUACAUCCCGACCCAGGCGGGCCAGAGUUUGCUAUGGCAAUGACCAAGGACGAGCCUGAGCAACCGGAGCCAGUCAGUGGUCCAGAUUUUACAGUUGAAGACAAGCAGCGGCAGCAGGAAAUCAAGCAGGAGAAGUCCAAACUCAUGCGUCGAUUUGUCCAGGACACCCAUCCGAGCCUCGAGAUGCUGGAACGAGUGGCCAAAAAAUUCCGUCAAAUGCAACACGAUGUUCUGGACUUUGAGGACUUCUGCUCGCUGUUCGAGGUAGAACCCACGGGCGAGUAUCGCCGCCUCUUUGCUUUGUUUACCCCGGACAAUCAAAGCGACUCUGGUGCAGACUUGCGCGAGAUACUUCUCGCUGCGGUGAAUUUUGUCAGUGGCGUUGAUCGCACGCAACGCGUACGCUUCUGCUUCGAAAUCUUCGACGAUGACCGCAAUGGUUUCAUCACAGAAGACGAACUUGUCAACAUCCUUCGCGCGAAUUAUCUCGCCACGACGGAUGAUCAAGUGCGCAAAAAAGCUCAAACGAUACUGCGCCAAGCUGACGAUGACGGUGAUGGUCGAGUGAGCUUGGACGAGUUCCACGCCAUCUCUCGCAAGUUUCCGAAUCUUCUUUUCCCGCCUCAUGACGCAAGUGGCAAAUAG
Messenger RNA from Phytophthora nicotianae INRA-310, 2760 nucleotides. RefSeq lists its product as hypothetical. NCBI's taxonomy places the organism in Eukaryota, Oomycota, Peronosporomycetes, Peronosporales, Peronosporaceae. Gene Ontology annotation, molecular function: calcium ion binding. The transcript has a single exon. The record is from RefSeq and is a predicted model, not a curated record. The coding region runs from base 1 to 2760 and encodes 919 amino acids.